Salarias fasciatus (jewelled blenny) is the source of this 2208-nucleotide messenger RNA. RefSeq names its product chromosome 22 C6orf136 homolog (gene c22h6orf136). Lineage: Eukaryota; Metazoa; Chordata; Actinopteri; Blenniiformes; Blenniidae. The coding region runs from base 257 to 1582 and encodes 441 amino acids. The record is from RefSeq and is a predicted model, not a curated record. The transcript is spliced from 7 exons.
CACACGGGCAAGGACACGGGGAGCAGGAGUGACAUUUAUGUGAAGCGUUGACGGGAAUUUCUGCAGCUCCGUGGCUCGUCCAGCUCACACACUCCACGGGACCGAGCCGGGCCGCAGACACUGCUCACCUGCACGGCCUGGACCGCCGUUACUGCCGCGACCAGGCCUGCUGUCCCUCUCCCGUCCCCCCUGGACCCUGGAGCCGUGAUGUGUCUGUGCCUGGAGUGAUGGUCCUGUGGUGACCCCGCUGAGCUGAAUGGCGGUGAGCAGAGGGGGCGUGGCCUUCUGGGUGGGAUGUGUCCGCGGCCGCGGGGGACGGCCCCCCCUCCGGAGGAGCAGCUGGACCGGCGGUCAGGUGCUGGAGGGUCCCGAUCCCGGUCCGACCCGUCCCCUGAGCAGCGCCGUGUGGGCCCUGGCCCCCCCGAACAGCCUGCGGUAUCAGACCCUGAGGCAGCCGGCGCUGUGCCGCCCGCCGGCCCCCCCCGGCCGGCCCCGGCCCCGGGGACGGGCCGGCCCGGAGGACGAGUGGCAGGACUCGCUGAGCGUGUGCGUGCUGCUGCGGCCGGGCGACGGCGCCGGCGCCGGCCUGCACACCCUGCUGGAGAUCCCCCUGUUCCCUGAGGGCCGGCCCCCGGACCCGGACCCGGACCCGGACCUGUCCUUCCCCAUGACCACGGUGGACGGCUGCCGGCCGGACGACAUCAGCGUGGAGACGCUGAGGACCGGCGCCGCCGCCGGCAGCUUCAGGAGCCUGUUCCAGGCCGAGCGCUGCCCCGCCCCCUACGUGCGCGGCUCCACCUUCUACUGUUUCCACUGCCCCGCCCCCCGGCCGGGGUGGGACCAGAACCUCCCGCUUAACCCGGAGAACCCCCGGCCUCGGCCCGCCUCCGCCUCCCUGUGCGGCCCGGCCGGCCCGGCGCCGGGGGGGCGGGCCGAGCGGGACCGGGACGGAGAGCAGAACCUGGAGCUGAUGUUCGAGAGGCUGAGGCUGGAGCUCCCAGGGUUCUUCAUGUCCAACCACGACUACAGCAUGUACUCCCCCGACCUGGAGUUCAUCAACGGCCUGCUCAACGUCCGCACCCGAGGCCGCCUGCUGUACCAGCUCACCCUGUCCCUGUGGCGUCUCGUCUGUCUCUGCUACUACGCCGAGGCGCGUCUGGACGUCCUGAAGCUGACCAAGCACCCGGAGGACGGCAGCGUCCGGGCCCGCUGGAGGAUCCGGGGUCUGCCCUUCCACUGCCUGCUGCUGCGCUUCUACCGCAAGGACAAGUCCCACCUGUACAGGUCGUAUGACGCCUUCUCCACCUUCUACGUGGGACAGGACGGCCUGAUCCACUGUCACCGAGUGGACAAGGUGAUGCCGGCCCCGCCCCCCGCCCUCCCCCGGGUCACGUCCCUCCUGGCGGGGGCCCUGGUGGCUCUGGGGGUGCAGGAGCCCCGCCCGGCCCUCAACCUGCUGCCCCUCCUGCUGUCCUCGGCCCCCGGUCCCCGUCCCGCCGUCCUCACUGCAGCGCAGCAGGAACCCACGGCCCGGGACAAAGGAGCGGAUGAAGAGCCCGGUCCACGCUGCUCCCCCCAGUGAGCCUGAGCCCCCCCCCCUCGGAGUCCUGGACUCCAACCCAGAACCUGCUGUGAGGCCAGAGUACAAACCACUGCAGCACCGUGCCGCCCCCACUGAGACCAGCCUCCGUCUGCUGGACACGUCAGACUGAGUCCUCAGUGGGACUGAGGACCGGAGGAGACGGAGACAGAGUCCACGUCUGUCCCUGUCUCACAUCUGGCCCCCGCCUCCCGUUGGAGCCCUUCAGUUUCAGACCCCGCCUCCCGUUGUGGCACCUUUGUUCCGGAGUCCGCCUCCUGUUUGGGGCCCUGGGUUCCGGGUACCUGGUCAGGAGGACUGUCUCUGGGGUCCGGGUCCAGGAGGACAGUCUCUGGGUCCGGGUCCAGGAGGACAGUCUCUGGGUCCGGGUCCAGGAGGACAGUCUCUGGGUCCGGGUACCUGGUCAGGAGGACUGUCUCUGGGUCUGGGGUCCGGGUCCAGGACUGUCUCUGGGUCUGAUGUUUCUUUGUUUGAAAAUGAGAGCUGAGAGAAGAGCGUGCAUGAGGAGUGUGCACGUGGUCCCACUUUAACUGUCCAGCUUCACUGUAAACCUGCGUGAUGAAGAUGAUGAUGAUGAUGAAGAUUGAAAGAUUAAAUUAAUGCAUCUU